AUGAAUAGAGAAGAAACCUCAAAUUCCAUCCCUAAUGACCUCAUUCUUGCAAUACUCUCUAGAUUGCCUUCAAAGUCAAUUGGGAGAUUUCGCUGCGUGUCGAAGCUAUGGCGGUCAAUGCUUCACAAGCCAUAUUUCACCAAGUUAUUCUUGACCAGGUCCUCGACUCGUCCACGUCUCCUAGUUGGGCUCCGCCAAGAUCAUGAGUGGAGCUUCUUCUCGGUGCCUCAGCCUCAGAAUCAUUAUGGGAAGUCAUCUCUUGUAGUAGCCGCUGAUUUUCAUAUGAAGUACAAUAGGGUUGACAAUAAGAUGGCCCGCUAUAUUCUGACAUUAGGAAGUGAAAACGAGAGAUGGAGGAAGAUUGAAUGUCCCUUAAACGAGGAUGAUAAUGGAGGAAGAUCCAACGACGUAUUCAUCAAUGGAAUUUUGUAUUACAUAGCUUACGACCCUGAGGAUCGAUUACAUCUUAUAGGUUGUUUCGAUGUUAGGUCUGAGAAGUUCAAGUUUCUAACUCUAAGAGGCGGCGAAUAUGAUUUGUGUACUAGAAUGAUAAAUUAUAAGGGUAAAUUAGCUGUGGUUAAGUGGGAGUAUGAUGACCAUGAUGUAUUUCCCCUUCAAUUAUUUAUGUGGGUUCUAGAGGAUGUCGAGAAGCAGGAAUGGUCGAAAUACGCCUACACUUUGAGGGCAGACAAUAAAGUUGUUCAGGUUGACUACGAUCUUUCUGUUGUUGGGGCGACUGCUUCAGGUAACAUUGUUUUGGUCAAGGAAACUGCAUAUAAACCUUUUUAUGUUUUCUACUUUAAUCCCGAAAGGAACCAUCUUCUAAGUGUUGAAAUCAAAGGUGUUGGAAAAGACCAUGAUUGUUUUAAGAAUCAAGCAGUUUGCGCCUUUGUAGACCAUGUGGAGGAUCUUGAGUUUAAUUUUAGGAGCACAACAUUUAUAAACCCACCAGAACAGAAGCAUAGACACAUGUCAUCUAGAAAUCAUCAUCAUGUGAGAAGAAGCCGCGAAGAGAUGGGAGGUAGAGAGAUGGAAUGUGGAGAGGCGAAGAGAAGGAGAGAUCAUUGGAGUGGUAAAGAGUAUAAGAGGAGUGGAAGAGACAAUGAGAGAAGAAGGCACGAAGAGAUGAGAGGUCAUUGGAGUGGUAAAGAGUAUAAGUGGAGAGAAAGAGAAAGAGACAAUGAGAGAAGAAGCCGCGAAGAGAUGAGAGAUCAUUGGAGUGGUAAAGAGUAUCACUGGAGAGAAAGAGAAAGAGACAAUGAGAGAAGAAGCCGCGAUGAGAUGAGAGAUCAUUGGAGUAGUAAAGAGUAUAAGUGGAGAGGAAGAGACAGUGAGAUAAGAAGCCGCGAAGAGAUGAGAGAUCAUUGGAGUGGUAAAGAUUAUAACUGGAGAGGACGAGAAAGAGACCAUGAGAGAAGAAGCCGCGAAGAGAAGAGAGAAGGAGACAAUGAGAGAAGAAGCCGCGAAGAGAAGAGAGUUGGCAUGUGGAGAGGCGGAGAGAAAGAUAUAUAA
This is a messenger RNA of Camelina sativa (false flax), 1512 nucleotides long. The record is from RefSeq and is a predicted model, not a curated record. Lineage: Eukaryota; Viridiplantae; Streptophyta; Magnoliopsida; Brassicales; Brassicaceae.